Messenger RNA from Dioscorea cayenensis subsp. rotundata (Guinea yam), 435 nucleotides. RefSeq lists its product as uncharacterized. Bases 76 to 318 code for a protein of 80 amino acids. The record is from RefSeq and is a predicted model, not a curated record. NCBI's taxonomy places the organism in Eukaryota, Viridiplantae, Streptophyta, Magnoliopsida, Dioscoreales, Dioscoreaceae. The transcript has 3 exons.
UCUCUCUCUCUCUCUCUCUCUCUCAUCGAGCGCCACCGUCGACGAGAACAGAGCUCGUCGGAAGAGGGGUUCGCGAUGGGGCUGGUGUUCAGAGUGAGGCUGUCAUCCUUCUUUGCCGGCGCCGCAAUCGCCUCCGUUGCCGGCUCUUACGUCCUCUACAAGGAUUACAAGCUUGCUCACCAAGCAGUCUCCGAUCAGGUGGCAGAGGUGUAUCAAUCUCUUGAAGAUCGAUAUGAAGCUCUGGAUAAUCGAGUGAGAUCAUUAGAAAAGCAAAAAGAAGCUGAGAUUGCCAUCACCCCAAUUGAAACUUCAGAAUAGGGAGAUGGUUUUUUAUAAGUGCCAAGAAUAAAUCCCAGCUCACGCUAACGAUUUGGAUGUGUUAAAAGCUAAAGAAUUCCCUUUUUCAUAGUGGGAAAAUUUUGUAUGAGUUCCCUA